AUGGCAAUGGUAGCGCCGGACCAACGACAACUCCGGCCGGACAAAUGCGGUAGCAGCAACGCGGAAUGCCGCACCGACGACAAACGUCCCUCCGCCAGCUUCCUCGACGCCUUCCCGCAUCAGAAGGAGGACGGCCAAGCGCCGGACCCCGUCCUGGAGACCAGUUUGGCGAUGCGAAAAUUGUCCGAGGCUUUUGGUAAGUGUGUUUUUGUUUAA
This is a messenger RNA of Bursaphelenchus okinawaensis, 216 nucleotides long. Lineage: Eukaryota; Metazoa; Nematoda; Chromadorea; Rhabditida; Aphelenchoididae. The record is from the annotation of a GenBank genome assembly.